UCAGGGAGGGUUACUGAGGAGAGAGCCUGGAGUGAGAAAGAACAGAGGGUUAUCAGAGCAAGGAAACAUGAAGACUCUAAUAACAGGCUUGUUUUUUGUCCUCUUGAGCUUCCACUUAGCUCAUUCAUUGGAAUGCUAUCAAUGUGACUAUGGAACCUGUCUAAUUAAAUCUAAGGUGAAUUGCGGACCUCUUGAGUCCUGUGUGACAUAUUCCGCCACAGUCGCUGGAAUAACCUUAAGGAAGAGAGGUUGUGCGACUCCCACUCAGUGUAUAACGGAAUCCUCUGAGACAUAUACUGGCGUAACCGUGAAAACGACUCCUUCGUGCUGUAUAUCCGAACUCUGCAACUCUGCCAUCACCCCCAGGCUGUCUGCUGUCACUGGAAUAGCUGUUCUGGUUGCCCUGUGGUUCGCUAAACUGUUCUGAGUUUAUGAAGUCCAGUCUGUAUUUCGAGGAACACAGACAAAAUGGAGAUGAUCCAAACACAAUCUUCCAUCUUUCACAGAGAACGAACGCUCUGCUUUUUGCACAACGCCAACCAUUCACCUGUCUCUACGCUAUAAUUACUUGAAAAUCAGUAAACAUGUUGCUUGUUAAUGUUACUUUUCAUCCUUUGCAUUGAAAGUUUACCAUUCCGUGUCCUCUCCUGUCUUCAUUUUUCUAUGCUUUUCAGAAUUUUCUUCCAUGCAUAGUAUGCCUUCCUUAAUCACGACAGAUCUCCGUAACAUUCUGUGUCUCUGUACAAUUACCAUUGUACUGCCUAGUCCCAUGUUUCCUGUCUGGGCAUAACAUCCUUCCUUUCUCUUCUCAAAUCUUCUAUUCUAAAACUGGUCAAACAAUGAAACAGAUUUUCAAGGUUUCUAGUUUUUGAUUAAAGAGUUUUGUAAGUAUAUUCUGUAGAGAAAUAAAAAAAAAGUCUUAUGGGUGUUUUUGAGAUUU
Messenger RNA from Pelobates fuscus (common spadefoot toad), 940 nucleotides. RefSeq names its product sperm acrosome associated 4 (gene SPACA4). Gene Ontology annotation, cellular component: membrane. The record is from RefSeq and is a predicted model, not a curated record. Bases 68 to 427 code for a protein of 119 amino acids. NCBI's taxonomy places the organism in Eukaryota, Metazoa, Chordata, Amphibia, Anura, Pelobatidae. Gene Ontology annotation, biological process: sperm-egg recognition. The transcript is spliced from 3 exons.